GAAGUCGGACCUGUAGAGCAGCGUGAUCAACAGAUAAAAGUCCUGCUGUUUAGGAGAAAAAGAAGUUUUGUUAAACUGUGAAUAAAUCUAGAUUGCAUAGAUUAGUAUCUAUUUUAUAUUUACUUUUUUGUUUUUAUCUGUGUUUUAAUCUACAGUACAGAAAAUACCCGUAAUAUAGGUAUUAAAUAUAUUAAACACAGACAGACUGAAACUGCAGUGUGUGGCCAUGUGGUUCAUCCUCAGCCCAGCUUCAGCGUUCUCUAACAGAACUUGUGUUUAAUGGUUAAACAUGUUCUAGGCUUAGUUCUGGUUCUGAGAUGGACUGUGAGAGGCCGGCUGAAGAUCACGGCACUCGACAGAACGGAGGAGCCGGGGAGGGCGGUGAAGCAGCGGGGGCUGAGAGUGAGGGAGACCGGGAGAGGAGCAGGGAACCCCGUGUGAACAUCAGCCUGGUCGGGGGCACUCCUCUACUGUGGAGAGCAGGCGACAUCCGGAGAGUCCGGGAGGAGGACGGGGUGGUCGGGGCGCUGGUGGGCUCGCUGGCCAGGCAGCCGAGGCAGAAUGUGCGGCUGGGGAGACCGCUGGAGAUCCUGCAGGAGGAAGCCAGUCUGCUGCUGGAGAGAGGCAGGGCUGCUGUACAACACACACACAACCAGGAAGAUGAAGAAAGCCAUGUGAAGGCUGUUGAGGCAUACCAGUCCAGACUGGAGCACAGUUAUGAGGAGCAGUGUGUUCUCGCCCUCGAGGACAAGAAGGCGGUUCUGCAGAGAGUAAUGAAUGCAAAACAGAACGAUCACACAUGUGACGAGGGCACAGAGCAGGCAAUGAGAGAGCGGCUCAGCUCCCUGCAGAAAGGCUUCACGUUACCACGCUCCGCCAUGGCAGUGCAGCUCUGCACCGCCCGUGCUGGCUUCGGUCACUGUCCCGAAGAAGCUGCUUUCCUGGCUGCUGAUUGGCCAAUGCCCAGAGAUGAGCGGUCUGAGACAAGGUUCAGAGUGUAUAGAGAUCUGAGGGGGAGGGGCUUCUACCUCACAGCAGCAGGGAAGUUUGGUGGAGAUUAUCUAGUGUAUCCAGGUGAUCCACUGCGUUUCCAUGCGCACUUCAUUGCUCUGUGCCUGUCGAUGGUUGAACAGUUGCCACUGUGUGAUGUUCUGGCUGUGGCUCGGCUCGGUUCUAAUGUGAAGAAAACAGUGCUGCUGUGCUCCCCACGGGACAGUGGAGUGGAGGGGGAGGUUGUGUAUUCAUCUCUGCAGUGGAGUGGAAUGGUUUAGUGUCUAAAGUUUUUUCAGACACUCAGCUGUUCAUGAACUAAUAAAACAUAAAAAGAAAAAAAAAUCAGACCAGAGGAUCUAUUAGCUUGUGAUAUGGAACUCAGUCAGUGUGGGGGGAGUGCCUUUUGCAGGUUUGUUAACUAUAACAAUAAAUAAAACAUUAUUUUUUUGUA
Astyanax mexicanus (Mexican tetra) is the source of this 1444-nucleotide messenger RNA. It is a transcript of the gene tsen34, whose product is annotated as TSEN34 tRNA splicing endonuclease subunit. Gene Ontology annotation, cellular component: tRNA-intron endonuclease complex. The transcript has 4 exons. The record is from RefSeq and is a predicted model, not a curated record. Bases 318 to 1271 code for a protein of 317 amino acids. Gene Ontology annotation, biological process: tRNA splicing, via endonucleolytic cleavage and ligation; tRNA-type intron splice site recognition and cleavage. Lineage: Eukaryota; Metazoa; Chordata; Actinopteri; Characiformes; Acestrorhamphidae. Gene Ontology annotation, molecular function: tRNA-intron lyase activity; nucleic acid binding.